Molecule: messenger RNA, 1656 nt
Organism: Vitis riparia (riverbank grape)
Lineage: Eukaryota; Viridiplantae; Streptophyta; Magnoliopsida; Vitales; Vitaceae
Product: protein ENHANCED DISEASE RESISTANCE 2
Exons: 3
Coding region: 224-1168 (314 amino acids)
Source: RefSeq, a predicted model, not a curated record
AGGAAGCGCCCCAUCGGCGAAUCCAAUUCUCUGACACACACAGAAAAGAAGGAGAAGAAGGAGAGAAAAAGGAAUAUAGUCAUUUCUUGAGAACGACGUCGUUUCCAUCUUCGUUCUCCGUCUCCUACGUUCUCUUUUAGUUUGCAACGACUCUCCUUUGUCUCUCUUCCUCCUAUCGCAUUCACGCUGACUCGGAGAAAAGCGGGUGCCUUUCUUUUGCAUAAUGACUAACCUUGAUCAGAAAAAUGAGCAUGAGUGGAUAGAGAGGGUGAAAGCGGAAGGAGCUGUUCCACUUCUCGAACCAGAUAACUGUCCAAAUGGUUGGGCUUCACCCCCUGGAGACAAGUUCAUGGUAAGAGGUCCUGAUUACUUUUCGACCAGGAUUAAAAUUCCUGGUGGUGAAUGUCUUCUAAAGCCUCUUGGGUUUGACUGGAUUAGAGGUUCUACAAAAAUAUGGGAGAUCUUAAACCAUCCAAACAGCCGUGUUAGGAAGGCUCUUGAGGAAGAGUUUCCUGAGGGUGACAAGCCUUUUGUUUGGGCUUUCAAUCUACAGGUUCCAAACAAGGAUAAUUAUAGUGCUGUUGCAUAUUUCCUAGCCACGGAACCUAUUCCAGAGGGGUCUUUGAUGGAGCAGUUCUUGAAAGGUGAUGACGGGUUUAGAAAUUCCAGACUUAAAUUGAUUGCCAACAUUGUGCAGGGCCCUUGGAUUGUAAGAAAAGCGGUUGGAGAGCAGGCCAUAUGCAUAAUUGGCCGAGCCCUUACUUGUAAGUACUGUGUAUCAGAUAACUUCAUAGAAGUGGAUGUGGACAUUGGAUCUUCCAUGGUUGCAAGUGCAAUUGUUCAUCUGGCAUUUGGUUACAUCACUACCCUGACCGUUGAUCUAGCUUUUCUCAUUGAGAGUCAAACUGAAUCAGAGCUUCCAGAACGAAUAUUAGGAGCUGUCAGAUUCUCAGAGCUGAACCCUGCUUCAGCCAGACCUUUUGAAACUUCAACUGAGGAAACCACUGGUAGUUUGCAGUCCUCUUUGCCUACAAGAUUAUGGAAAUCAAUUGGGCAGGGUUUCUCCAACCUUCUUCAAGGUGCUCCUGAAAGUGGUUCUGUCUCUGGUUCAUCUCGUGCCAAUGGGAUUGCUGAUCAUGAAGAAAGUGGAGAAGACAUAAAGAAAUGAUGAAUGCUGGUGAAGACAAUCCAUUUGCUGCCAAUCAAAAUCUUCUGAUCUCACCUUCAACCUCCAUCUCUGAAAUCUUUUAGGCGUGGGGUAAACUGUAUGGUUAAAGGGAACUGAUGAAUGCUCUAUUUGGGGUCCUGGGUGUCUUGGUCAUUUUUAUUGUUCAUCAUUCAUGUGACAGGGUAUCAGAAUUGUUGGGAAUUAGGUAAAUCUGGAGUGCAUUCUUUGUCUAUAUAAUGAUGAACUUGCAGUUUUAUUAUGUUUCAGAAGGAACGUUUAUAAAUAGCAGAGAAAGAACCUAGAAAGAAGAAGAUGAAAACAGAGUAAAGAGCUUCAGUUCAUUACUGAGCAGAACAAGAAACUUUCCUUUUUAUAUGUAGGGUUGUGCAUGUUGCAUCAAACCUUCAAAUUCAAGGUAUCCUUAGUGGUUGUAAGAUUCGAAUCCAGGAUCAUGUGUUAUUUAUUGGGACCACACUUCCCAGAGUUCA